This is a messenger RNA of Dermacentor andersoni, 679 nucleotides long. RefSeq lists its product as uncharacterized. Gene Ontology annotation, biological process: symbiont-mediated perturbation of host defenses. Gene Ontology annotation, molecular function: amine binding. Lineage: Eukaryota; Metazoa; Arthropoda; Arachnida; Ixodida; Ixodidae. The record is from RefSeq and is a predicted model, not a curated record.
GGCAUCGAGCUUCUUUGUCUGAUCGUCGCUGCGCAAGGUUUCCGGGGACCAAACAAGCUCCAGCGAGACGUCCCGGACGCCUUCAAGACAUUUGAAGCCUUCGACCACCCCAUUGCGGUCAUGGACGCCAACAACGGCAGUACUUUUGAGUGCCUCUCUGCACGCAGAGUAGAUAUUGAUCCGAAGACAAAAACUGCUACGUACAUUUGGUCACUGGCCGGAGAUGACGGGAAAGGGAGAAAGAAAGUGCCUUUUUACCACAUGCCAGCUGAUUCACCGGAUGUCACUCUAUACACCGUUGGAUCAAAAAGCAGUCCCGUUGAAUCUGGUCGCAUCCUGUACACGGACUACAAGAAUUGCGCUAUUGCAGAUUUUGCUCACUUCGGAGACGAAUGCACACUUUGGGUCGCAUAUGAGGUGCGAGACUCCAUUCCCACAGCCUGUCUGGAACAAUAUUCUGACAUAUGUGGGGAAGCUGUCUCAGUUAACGACAUCGAUGCAUGCGAAGAUGCCUACGCCUAGGCGCUGGUGCACCGUGGCCGAAGCGACGACGGACAGACGCGACGUAGCGACUCUUCAUCGACCGAAUGCUACGGUUACUCGUGUGAGACACGUACAACGUUCCGCACUCCCAAACGCCUAGUCUCACCAAUGUUUGGCGAUGUCAAUAAACAAAAUG